Linum trigynum is the source of this 918-nucleotide messenger RNA. The record is from the annotation of a GenBank genome assembly. NCBI's taxonomy places the organism in Eukaryota, Viridiplantae, Streptophyta, Magnoliopsida, Malpighiales, Linaceae.
AUGGCCAUUUUCGCUACACAAAACCAACUGGUUUUCACAUUUGGUAUUCUAGGCAACAUCAUCUCCUUCAUAGUCUUUCUGGCCCCUGUGCCAACGUUUGUGAGGGUAUGGAAGAAGAAAUCAACACAAGGGUUCCAAUCAUUGCCCUACAUCGUCUCACUCUUCAGCUCAAUGAUAUGGCUGUAUUACGCUUCCCUCAAGCCCCACGCCUUCCUUCUCAUUACCAUCAACUCCCUGGGCUGCCUCAUCCAGUCGAUUUAUAUCGCUCUCUACCUUUUUUAUGCACCAAACCAAACUAGGAUGGCGACCCUGAGGACAGUUGUGGUUCUCAACUUGGGUGGGUUUUGCCUCAUUCUCCUCCUUACCCAUUUCUUCACCAGUGGACGCAACCGGCUCCUGUUCCUCGGCUGGAUCUGUGCUGCUUUCUCUGUAGCUGUGUUUGCAGCUCCCUUAACCAUCAUGAGACUUGUUAUAAGGACAAAGAGCGUGGAGUUCAUGCCUUUCUACCUUUCAUUCUUCCUCACGCUCAGCGCCAUUACGUGGCUGUUCUACGGCGUCUUCCUAAAGGACAUCUACGUUGCCCUACCAAAUAUAGUGGGAUUCAUGUUUGGGGUUGUGCAAAUGAUACUCUACUUGGUGUACAAGAACAUGAAGACGAGCUCCCUGCCCCAAAUUCACGUACAGGCAGACGCCAAACUGCCCCAGCAGCCGACAAUCAACGUCGACAACCUAAUCAUUGCCGCCGCACGACAUCAUAACAACAACGACAACUGCACCAAAGACGUCCCCGCUGCCGCCGCGGCUUGCGCUGUGGCCGCCACGUGUCCCUUGCCCGCGGCGAGAGUUGACGAUGACGGUGAGGGCUUAGACGGCGUUAGCGACCAACAGCCCCCGCCGGUCGUAAAAUGUGAGGCUUAA